GCCUGCCCACCCAGCUCCCCCCACUCCCUCCCCACAGCACAGUGCUAAGGGCCCAGCGCCCCGGCAGCCUGGCAGGGCUGCGGGAGGGGACGGAGGGCCUGACUGGCCUGUCAGUAGUGACCCUGCCCCUUCCCCUGCCCAUGCAGCGGGGCCCCAGCCUUGGGGUGCUGAUGAGGUGACCAGGACAUGGCUCACGUGCAUCAAGGCAGGAAACAAUUUUUCCCUUCCGGCCCAGGAGAGUGAGUCAGCCUCACAUUAAUGGAUUGUGAAAACAGAGCCAGGAAUGUCCUGGUUCUCCCCGAGAGACCCUGCCAUAACAGAGGUGUCUGAUGAGAGUCCCCACAAUAAUAAGGCGGCAUGUGCAACAGAAUGAGAGACCCUACAACAAUUGAGCAAUGUGUGCAAUGUGUACAGGAGACCUCCGGACAAUCAGGAACGUGUGGAUUAGCUCCCAUGGGCCGGAUUGUGGGGGGCACAGAUGCGCAGGCCGGGCAAUGGCCUUGGCAGGUCAGCCUGAAUUUUCAGGGUGCUCAUGUGUGUGGCGGCUCUCUCAUUUCCCCCCAGUGGGUGAUCACCGCAGCGCACUGCUUCCCACCGGAAAACCCCAUCGCCAACUAUGAGGUGAUGCUUGGAGCCUUCCAGCUGACCAAUCUCCCAGCUGACAUUGUGGUGGUUGGGGUGGAGCAGGCCAUCAAGAACCCCGGCUACACAGAUGAGGUCUCUGGCGGGGACCUUGCCCUGGUGAAAUUGAAAAAGCCCGUCUCCUACACGCGUAGAAUUCGCCCCAUCUGCCUGCCGUCCGCUUCCGUCAGCUUCCCCAGCGGCAUGACCUGCACCGUGACUGGCUGGGGGAAUGUGCUUACUUCUGUCAGCCUGCCCAGUCCCAAAACCCUGCAGCAGCUGGAGGUGCCCCUGAUUGGGCUGGAGACCUGCCGCUGCCUCUACAAGAUCACCGCCAACCCAGAGGAUCCCCACGUGAUCCAAGACGACAUGAUGUGUGCGGGCUACGCCGAGGGCAAGAAGGACGCCUGCCAGGGUGACUCCGGGGGACCCCUGUCCUGCCAUGUGGGCAAUGCCUGGCUGUUAGCUGGGGUGGUGAGCUGGGGGGACGCAUGCGGGUCCCCCAACCGGCCUGGCAUCUACACCCGCACCUCGGCCCACGCAGCCUGGAUUAAACAGAUCAUCCCGGCGGUGGAGAUGAGUGACGUGCGUGUGAAUCAGGAGCCAGUCUCGGAGGAGGGGCUGUGCCCCAACACCACCAGUCGGCCUGGCCCCUAUGAUGGCAUCCAGCCCCAUCCUGACUGGCCCCGGCCAAUCUCCCCCAACAAGCCAUUGGACCACGCUACCUCCCAUGUCCUCGCUUCCAGCCUGCUGUUCUUCUGUCUGCUACUUCACGUACUCCCUGCCCUAUAGCACCUCUACUCUCAAGGUCAACUCAGUGUGAGACCCCACCCCCCUAUGGCAGUCCAGGGGCAUCCUGCCCUCCUCCCAAACUCAGCAGGAUGGUCCCAAGAUUUCAAAGACUUGGUUUCCCUCCCCAUCCCCUUAUUGUCCCCGUUUGUGUCCCGUGUUGUGCUGCUCUGUCAUGACUAGGGCACCAAGCUGGCAGCAGCCCUGUUCACGGCAACGUCAUUUCUGCCUCCGGUCCUGCAGACCCCCUAAGUUUGGUCAACAGGGUCCUGCAAACCUCUCCCAAGCCUCCCUCUGGGAUGGAGGCUCACGCCAGCCCCUCCAGCCUCGCUCUGACCGCCCUCAAGGGCCCCACUCUGGGAGAAUCAGGGCCCUAGCAGUAGGCAGCUCCCCGACCCCUGUUCCCAGGCCUGGUUCUGUCACUAUGACACCGCCUAGGGCAGCCUAACAGCUCCCAAUCUCCCUCUUCCCACCCUGAUUUUUCCAGGGCGACUCCGGGGGACCCCUCUCCUGCCAAAUGGGUAGUGUCUGGCUGCUAGCUGGAGUGGUGAGCUGGGGGGAUGCAUGUGGGGCCACCAACCGGCCCGGCGUCUAUACCCGCGCCUCAGCCCAUGCUGCCUGGAUCAAGGAAACCGUUCCAGAGGUAGAGCUGAGCAACGAGAGCGUGGGUCUGGAGCCAGUCUCUGAGGAGGGGCUGUGCUCGAGGGCAGCUGCUCAUCUCCUGGCCCCCUGGCUGCUCUGCUGGGCCUUUCUGAGCCUGGUCCAGGCAGGGUAACCCCACCCUCGCCAACUCCCAAGCGUAGAGAUGCAAGGGGGGGGAGAGGAACUUGGGGGCAUGGGAUCUGCCACUGUGAUCGUAGUGACUUGGUGGCAGAUACCCCAGCAGAACUGGAUUUUGCCCCCUACUUCCCCUCCCCACAAAGCUAUUUUCAGGGUACCUACCCGGGCAGCCCCUUGCCUGUGGUUGUCCCCAAAGGAUUCUGGGAGAAGGCAGAUUGGCCCCAGAAGAGGGGUGCUCUGGGAAACGUUCCCCUCGUCCUUACACCUGUGUCACGCAGAAACAGCUGGGUUCCAGUCCUGGCGUGAGUCAAGCCGAUGGGCUCUAACGUGACACAUCUGGCAGGAAGCUCUCGGCUCCUCAACGUCAGCUGAACCCCCAGGGCUGGGCCAGGUGGCACCAGCUGAGCUGGUUUUUCCGCCUCUGGAGAGUCACUGAGUGAGGGCAGGUUCAAAGGGAUCGGAGCUCAUCACACGCAUGAGCUAGGGACUAUUAGCACAUGGGACUUUUGUCUACCUGUCUUUUAUCUGGGGCAUAAGGCCAGACCUCCUGCUUGUUCUAAGUCAGGGGUGGGGUAUGGAAGGGCUGUUUGACUCCAGAUGAAAGGCUUCAUAAAGAGGGUAUUAGCCCUGUAUUAUGGGAAA
This is a messenger RNA of Dermochelys coriacea (leatherback sea turtle), 2832 nucleotides long. Its product is annotated as prostasin. NCBI's taxonomy places the organism in Eukaryota, Metazoa, Chordata, Testudines, Dermochelyidae. The record is from RefSeq and is a predicted model, not a curated record. The transcript is spliced from 6 exons. Gene Ontology annotation, biological process: proteolysis. Bases 358 to 1413 code for a protein of 351 amino acids. Gene Ontology annotation, molecular function: serine-type endopeptidase activity.